This is a messenger RNA of Amoebophrya sp. A120, 609 nucleotides long. Lineage: Eukaryota; Dinophyceae; Syndiniales; Amoebophryaceae. The record is from the annotation of a GenBank genome assembly.
GGCGUCAGCUCCCAAGCAGCGACUGCAGCGGACGAGAAGACUAUGCAGAUUCCAGCUCCAGGUGGAGAGGGCUCUUACCCGUUGCGGGCAGCCAUCGCGCAGGCUGCACUCGCGGAGCAAGGACGCGCGAGAGACGCGAUUGCGCAGCAAGCCGCGGAACGGCACGUGACGCCGUUCGAACGAGCACACACAGUAGACCCGGCGCAAACUACGCCUUUGCUGGGGCAUCAUGAUGACAGUCAGGCGGAAGAACGAGAAGACUUCCCCCAAACCCCGCCCUUGGCCGACACGGAACUUUUGCCGGAAGGGGCCGUUCCGAAAGAUCAGCGAUUCGGUGGCGGAGAUGAAAAAGUGAUAAGCGGUGCACAGGAGCGACAAGAAGCGGCCCAGCAGGAGGCGCAGUCGACGCAGCAACAGCAGCAGCUGCAAGCGCUCCACGAACAGUACCCGGGCUACAGCACGACUUACCUGAAAAAGAUGCUGCGACAGCAAAAGCUGCAGCACCCGCUGCGGCAAGGGGAAAAGUUACAAGCCGCGCAGCAACUCCAGCAGCUACAGCAGGCCCGAGCCACCACAGCUGCAGCUGAUGCGGAAGAAAACAAGAGCGAG